UACCUGUAGCAGCUGAAGGAGGUGGAAAACCCGAUGGAUGAAGGAUGUGAGGGCAGCCAUCUACAACAAGCCUUGGGGUAUAUUUGAAGAGGGAACGUCAGUUAAUCUCUGCCUGGAGGCGAAAUUAUAUUCGUCACCGCGCCGACUGUGUUUGAAAUAGGCGUCCACCUCUACCAAAUAAACCUGUCAUAGACCCGCUUCUCUGGAAUCCAGGGAACAGAGGUCUCGGCGUUCAUUACAGGUUGCCCGCAAACUAAAAUGUGCCAUCACUGGAGCUGAAAUGCUGUUGAGUCUUCUCGCAGGAGGAUUCGGUGAACUGGACGCGCUUUAAAAUAUGACAGGUCAAGUCCUGGGUGAACCGGGCGGCAGGGCUCACAUGGAUGACAACGCCGCCAUCCGCAUCAACGUGGGCGGCUUCAAGAAGCGUCUCCAGUCGGACACUCUUUCCCGGUUUCCCGAGACGAGGCUUGCGCGUCUGCUCCAUUGCCAGUCCAAAGAGUCCAUCCUGGAACUGUGCGAUGACUACGACGACACAGAGAAAGAGUUUUAUUUUGACCGGAACCCAGCGCUCUUUCCCUACGUGUUGAAUUUUUACAACACAGGGCGACUGCACGUCAUGGCCGAGCUGUGCAUUUUUUCUUUCAGCCAGGAGAUCGAGUACUGGGGUAUUAACGAGUUCUUCAUUGACUCCUGUUGCAGCAGCUCCUACCACUGUAGAAAAAUGGACCAGGACCGGGAGGACUGGGAUGACCGCAGCGAUGAAGGAAGCACCACUUCAUCUUUUGACGAGCUGUUGGAGUUUUACAACGACGCGUCCAAGUUUGACAAGCAGCUCUUCGGGAGCGCAAGGAGGCGCAUCUGGUUGAUGCUGGAUAACCCCGGUUACUCAGUGGCCAGCCGCAUCAUCAGCAUCCUCUCUAUCCUGGUGGUGCUUGGUUCCAUAGCCACUAUGUGCAUGAACAGCAUGAGUGAGUUCAGCCUGUUAGACAGUGAAGGCCAACCCACAGAGGACCCACGUUUUGAAACUGUGGAGCACUUCGGCAUCGGUUGGUUCACUCUGGAGCUGGUGGCCAGGUUCGCUGUUGCGCCAGAUCUGCUGCACUUCUUCGAUCAUCCGUUAAAUGUGAUAGACCUGGUGUCCAUACUUCCGUUUUAUCUGACACUUCUUAUAAACCUGGUGGUGGAGAGCAGCCCCGCACUGGCUAACCUAGGACGCGUCGCGCAAGUGCUGCGGCUGAUGAGAAUUUUCCGCAUCCUGAAGCUGGCCCGUCAUUCCACAGGGCUGCGCUCCCUGGGGGCCACACUCAGGAACAGCUACAAAGAAGUGGGGCUGUUGCUUCUCUACUUGGCCGUCGGGGUUUCGUUUUUUUCCGUCAUGGCCUAUACGGUGGAGAAAGAGGAUAACGAGGAUCUCACCACCAUUCCUGCAUGUUGGUGGUGGGCCACCGUCAGCAUGACCACCGUGGGAUACGGUGAUGUGGUGCCGGUGUCUAUUGCCGGCAAGCUGACCGCCUCUGCGUGCAUCCUGGCCGGGAUCUUAGUAGUAGUGCUUCCGAUUACGCUCAUUUUCAACAAAUUCUCCCUCUUCUACAAGAGACAGAAGCAACUGGAGAUCGCAAUGAGAAGCUGCGACUUCGACGAGGGGAUAAAACAGGUGCCAUCUGUUAACCUGAGGAAUUAUUACGCACAUAAAGUAAAAUCCCUCAUGGCGAGCUUGUCAAACAUGAGCCGGAGUUCACCCAGUGAACAGAGUCUAAACGAAUCAAUACACUGAAACAGUUUCAUGAGGGACACCCAAUCAGUUUGGGUGACGUUGUUCAAUUCAUGUGGCCUAUCGAGGAGCUGUCCAGAGUGCUGAAAUUCUCUGGACUAAAAGUCUACUUCCUUCCACUGAUGUCUGACCGUUUGCCUCUCUGUAGCUCAGUGCAAUAAUAUGUUAAUUUAUGUGUCCAUCACUAUGAAAAAAUAAGCAAAUGUAGAGGACAACCUGAACAUCAUGUCUCACUGUGCACUAAUAUGGGCCCUCAACAAAUAGGCCAGAAUUUGACCACAUCAGAUGAAAAAGAAAAUGCUGUAGUUGUUCACAGUCACAGACAGUGUCACACUAUAGUCCACUUUUCAGCUAUACAUGUCGUGAUCAAAUAUGUCUGAAG
Archocentrus centrarchus (flier cichlid) is the source of this 2153-nucleotide messenger RNA. It is a transcript of the gene kcns2, whose product is annotated as potassium voltage-gated channel modifier subfamily S member 2. The record is from RefSeq and is a predicted model, not a curated record. Lineage: Eukaryota; Metazoa; Chordata; Actinopteri; Cichliformes; Cichlidae. Gene Ontology annotation, biological process: protein homooligomerization; potassium ion transmembrane transport; action potential. Gene Ontology annotation, cellular component: voltage-gated potassium channel complex; membrane. The coding region runs from base 335 to 1774 and encodes 479 amino acids. Gene Ontology annotation, molecular function: voltage-gated potassium channel activity; protein binding. The transcript has 2 exons.